Porites lobata is the source of this 19604-nucleotide messenger RNA. NCBI's taxonomy places the organism in Eukaryota, Metazoa, Cnidaria, Anthozoa, Scleractinia, Poritidae. The record is from the annotation of a GenBank genome assembly.
UUGAGAGGUGCGGCGUUAAGCAGUGAACAGAGUUCAACAAAAGCAGGUUUGUGAACCAUCAACCGAGAGCUGGCCUUUCAGUUGGCUAAGGUCACUGUAAUAGUAAUAAUAGUACAAUACUGUGGUCUGUUAACAUUUAACUAACAGCCUGCAGUAGGUAAGAUUGUGAGACAUAAGUGUUAUAUCCGCCAACUCUCACGCAUUAUGCGUGACUGUCUGGCUAAAGACAUCGAUGUCAUGCAUCAAGGACUAUUUCUCUCGCCUGACUCACAAAUCCGGACAAAUUGUUCUUUCACAUAAUUAAUAACAAAAAAUUCAAUUCAAUUUCCUGGAAAAUAUUCCAAAAAGGCGCUGAAAGAUGACUUUGUGUCCUAAUGAAAUCAAAACAUGCUGAAAUUGUCGUCUUUUGAAUAGCUUUGGAAGCUAGGUUCAGAAGUCUUUUGAAAAUCGUCAGACAUCCCGGUCAUGACGAGACGAAAAUCUCACACAUUUGACUCAGAAAAAGUUGGCAGGUAUAAAGUCUCUGCUACAAAAUGACAUGCACCACACACACAGGGAUCUAUAGAGGGGACAAAAUUACAAAAAUAAUGUCCACAAACACAUACUCCCACCCAUGCACAAAAGUGUUUGGGUUGCAACCAGAAGGACUGUAACCUUUACAUGUACAUUGACAUAGUGAAAAAACCAACAAAUGAAUGUGUACCCAAACAUGCUCUCUCCUGUACUUAUGGACACAGUUAGGAGUAAUUUACCCAUUACCACACCGGGAUAUUGGUGUGUCUUAUUAAUGGCUUUUAUCGGUGUUACAAGUUUUCCUUGGUUGUUAUAAGCAAAAUUGUCUUGGUAAUAUGUUAGGACAAAUGUUUCAAGGCUCUUCAUUUGAAAUAGUUUAAAAGGCACACACAGUCCAACUGAAAAAAUAAUAAAUUACUCAGUCAACAAAUGAUUAAAUUUCAGGCUCAUCAAAGGGACUUCAGCCUGUAGAUGAAGGCAAAAGGCCAUUAUCUCCUGGUGGUUACCCACCUCCAAAGCAACUGAGAUUGAUGAAAGAUGAAGGUAAAGGUUGUGCUGGCUACAUAUAUGUAUGUUUCAAUUAACAUCAGUGCUGUCUUUUUUAAUUUAGUUGUGAAUUUCAUUUUUGUAUGUGAGGGUUUGUAUUUGCACAGUCUCUUGAGAUCCCUUGAGUAUUGAAUUUAUUGGUGUGUUGUUUAUUUAAGCUAAUAAGGUAAAUAUAAACAUUGAUAACCAACCAUUUUUUGAAGAACAAACCUGAGCAAGAUAAAAUUCUGUAAAAAACUACAGAACCUCAGUGGCAAAAAUGGAAAAAGAAGCAACGUAGGAAACUGAGCAAAAAUAUUGAAAAGAAAAAAAAAAAGUUAAUCAAAGCUACAAACAGUUGCAAGAAUGUUGAGACACUCGGCACUAACAUGCAAUAAGGCGUUCUUUUUUCCAUGUGAUGGUGAAAGUCAGUGGACAGGCAAACUCCCCCCCUUCAAAGAAAAAAAAAGGGGGAAGCAGGACAUAUGAUAACAGGGUAACUCUAAGAUUAUGGAGACACUGUUUAGGCCCAAAUGAGAUUCACUGCAGUUAAAAAUAGAUGGUUGUAUUACAACUGAACCUUCAUUAAGCAGUCACUUAUUAAUCACCUUAUGUAAGGUUAGCUGGAUUCCAGACUCCUGGGCUUUGGAUUCUGGAAUUCAGCCCAAAUUCCACUGAAAGGAAUCCGGAAUUUGUAUAGGUAAUCACAUGAUUUCGAGUGCAAUUUGGAAUAAAUAAGCAUGAGUAAAUUUUUCAAAGACUAACAAAAGUGCACGAGCCCAUAGGGCGAGUGCACUUUGUGGUCUUUGAAAAAUUUACAAGUGCUUAUUUAAUCCAAAUUGCACGAGAAAAAUCAUGUGAUUACUUAUUAAUAAUAUACACGAAAAACAUAACUACAACAACAAAUUUUGACAGCGCGCGCGUUUUUAGUUCAUUCAACUGAUUGGCUGAAACAUUUGUCACCUUUGUCAAAUUCAAACUUUUUCAAGACCAACGCUUUCAAAAUCAUUCAGCUAAGAACUUGGAAAUGUGCAAGGAUUUUUUUAUAUGAUCACCAGCCUGUUAAAGAUAACUUGGUUUACAACAAUCAGCAAAAGUAAGUGUUUUUAAAUUCAUCCUCGAUUAUGAGAGCUCGGCGUUUACAAGAAGCAUUUUCAAGAAGUAUACUGCCGUUUUUAAAUCAGGAGAACGCUUCGAGCAGCCAAAGAUGAAAGACACUUGCUAAGGAUUUUUAACGACUGUUUAUCAUUGUCUGUUCCUGAGACCCCAUCAUAGCUGGAUUCAUGGACAAAUUUUUGAGAUUUAAAACCCGAAAAUGAAGGAGGCAAUUUGUUUUCUUUCGACGCUACCAUCGAUGGGUGAGUGGAGCCACAGUUGUUGUGAUGUCGGAAACUGUCAGUAUUAAUAUAAUAUUUGCUUUUUCUCAGCGCUGGAGUUUUCAUUAUUUUAUUUGGGCUAAUGCAAGAUUCAUCGUAGCUCUUCCUCGUCGGUUUCAUCGUAGUCGUUAAGGAAAUUUAUACCUCUGUGGCCUGUGACACUGAGGAUAUGUUGUGAACUUACAAUCUUUGCUUUCUUCACCUGACUGCAUGUUGUUUUUCUUGCACAAUGAUUCGUAAACUUUUUUCUCACUUUCUUUAAGGCUAGUACCAGCUACGGAUACUUUUCAUUGUGUGAGUUGUGGUAUUUUCACCCAUUGGUUUAGUUUGGACCAGAAGUUUAAAUUUUCAGUUUCGUUUGCUACUGAGGUAGAAAAAAAAGACCAUCACAUGGAUGUUUUAAUAGAGGUCUUCGCUCCACAAAAGACUCAGAGAGAGCAACAAAUAACGUACAUGACUUGAAAUCCCUGUUGUUAUCAUUGAAUAAUCCUUGUUCAUUUAAAUGCCUGAAGAGUGUAGCUGUCAUGGUUUGCGUGUGGUUGCAACCGUUUUUGUUCUUUAUUUUUUUUACUUUAGCGUAGUCUGUUAUGAGUAGCUUUUUUUUUAGUUUCUCUGGCUCAUUUUCCUCGAUUUUGUCGACAGUAUUUUUCUCUUAGCAACGCCUUUUCAAUACAUUUAGCGAGAAAGACGUACUUUUUACCGUGUUCGGGUUUUUUUGGAAUAUUUUUUUAAACUUUUCUAUUGUUUUGCUUACAAAAUUUAAUCCCGUCGUCGUCUGCUGAAAACCAUGGCCAUUUUCUUGAAUCUGUGUUGUUAAAACAGCUCUAAUCUGAUUGGUGCUUGUUGGUUUCUUUUGUGUUUUCGGCCAAUCAGAAAGCAUUUGUUAUUUGCACUCGUGUUACAAGUUUGCACUCGUGUUACACAUUUUGCACUCGUGUUACAGAACAGCUGCACUCCUUUCUCAGCCAAUCAGAAUUGAGUAAUUUUUUCGUGUAUAUUAUUAAUUACCUUAUCUAGCUGGGCAUCUUGGUCACUUUUCUUACAUAACUUAAUAUCUUUUACUCCAGUUUUAAGGAAAUAUUUUAUUUUGCACAUCUUUGUAGAACGUAGGAACAAAAAGCCCUUUCAUUACUGGUUAAUUAAGAUUGUGAGACAUAUUUUGCUAUGCGACUCCUUUAAAAGGCAAAAUUGUCACAAGUUAUGAGAUAACAAAAAUGGCAAAAACUGCUGUUUUCAUCUGGCCAUUUUAGAACACACAAACUUAGGGAAAUGACAGAAAUACUGUUUAUUAAAACCAGCUCGAUCCUUAUGCACUGCAUUUCAUCAGUUUAAUAAGUCAACACAAUGGCUAUAGGUAUGAAGUACUUGGACAACCAGUUGCAAAAAUUUUGAGACACCUAGCCUGCGAGCAAGCUCUCCAAUUUGGGCUAAGGAAAGGAGAGCCUGCAACGAUCUCUCAUAAAUUUUCAUUUCCACCCCGGAAACCCCAGGACUCCACAAAGCAUGAAAACUAUCACCGCAAACGUGCAGCAGAUUAGAAAAGUGACAACUGCCUGUCAAGUAAGUUUAGACAACCAAGGGCACGUAGAAUUAUUUAUUUAUAAAUCGCUUUUGCAACAGCAUCAGAGCAAUGUUUUUAAUCACUGAUCUGUUUUUUUUCCACGGGCCAAUCAAAAUUCAACUUGUUUGUACGGAUAAGAACUCACUACUUUGAUUCUCGUUCGUCCAUACUGCAGUUCAGAAGACUACUCCCCAUCGCAAUCACCAACAAAAACAUCAUAUAUUUCUGGAACUGGAGAAUAGCGUUUUUCUGCACUUGGUUCUCUUAAGUUUUACUCCAGUUGCUUCCAACUCUUUCUCUUUUCCUUCUUUACAGUCAAGCUACACAGCUACACUGUCAAGUACAUGUUUUGAAUUUUUCUACCCAGUAAAAUUCAAUCGGGCGAAGAAACCGGUCAAAGUCAAAUGUCCCGACCCCGGGGUCGCUUCGCACGAUCAAACGUCCGACAGGGGGAUAGUCUCAGGCAUCAAAUCCCCACCCCUUGUCCGCACUCCCCCCCACGGGAUUUACAUUGAGAGGUGCAUUAUCCUCAGCUCGCAAUAUUCUCUUUGCAAGAAUUACAUCAAACCAGCCUGUCUACUUUGAGGGCUGAAACAAGUUCUCGUUACCAAUCUGAUCCCCCUGAGAACCAAAUAUGACACACAGACAAAGCGAGUGUCAGCUUGGCCUGCUAUCAAUCAACUUUGAUUUCCAGAAAGUCAUUUUUCGGCCAACGGUAUUUUCCUUAGUCUGGGCGAAUUAUAAAUGAAAUUUUAUGCGAGAUCGUUGCAAGCUCUCCUUUCCUCUGUUCCUCGCGGCUUUGCUGCUCGUUCUCACGAGACUUGCUUCACUCACCCAAAUAGGAGAGCUUGCUCUCAGGCUAUGAGACACCCCAACGAAAAACUGGCCUUUUUUACUUUAUAUUGCUUUUAGUCAAAAAUCUGUGAGAUAUAACAGUCACCCUCCCCCUCCCCCUCCCCUCCAUUCAAAGUUUUUCCUCUUAAGUCUUGAGCUUAACAUUGUAUUCCUUCCAAAUUUGACAAGGGGAGGGGGGAGGAUCUCAAGCACAAGAUCAUCGACAGGUCUUUUAAGCCCAAAUAAGGUACUGUCUCAAGCAUUUUUUGCAACUGGUUGUGGCUUGGACCAAUUAUGUAUUUUCUGACAACAAAUUCAAUUGCUUCGCCAGCAGAACUGCAAAAAACAGAGGAUACAACUAGCAUGACUUCAGAGGGCAGCGAUGGCAAUACACCCCAGCUAACCACUGGUCUUCCAGAGAAUACCAUUAGCAGAUCAGAAUGCAGUGAUGGUAAUACACCACAGCUUGCCAGCGGUUGUCCUUCUUGUUCAAAGAAUGCUGCAAGUAACCCAAAGAAGUCCACCAGGGACCCUCCUGAGCUUAAUAAAGCUCUCCCAUCAUUGGGUGAUGUUGACAUAGAUAAAAAAAACCCUGAUCUCCCUGUUGAUGUUUUGUUACUGGUGGUGAAAAAUUGCGAGUUCUUAGCUUGUUACAGUGAGCUUAAGAAUCCCUAUAGAUGUUACUUUGAUGGUCUUGGCUAUGUUUACUUUUCUGAUGUGGGUGAGAGUCAAGAGAAAGUUAAAGUUGCAUUAUUAAGAUGUUACGAAAAUAGUAGUUGUCCUGGUGGUUCUCUCAUCUCUGUUAAGAAUGCUGCCACUGUGCUAAAACCUAAAGCAGUUAUAUCUGUUGGUGCAUGUAGUGGUCUUUACCCUGAGAAAUCCAAGUUAGGAGAUGUUAUUGUUUCUGCCAAAUUAGCAACAUAUGCAUCCAAAGUGGUGACCAAUAAUCAAGAACAGUCAACUGGCAUGAGGAGUUAUGUGAGCAAACAUUUCCUGGAUGUCAUUAAGAAUUGUGCUGAGGGCUGGAAGGCACCUUUAAAGAACCAGGAUGACCAUAGUGAUGCUCCGCAAGUUCAAGUUAAAACUACUGCUGAGUUUCUGACUGGACCAGAACAAAUCACAUCUGCCCAGCGACGUGAUCAACUUGCUGAAACCUAUCCUCAGGCAAUAGCAAUAGAAAAUGUAGGAGAAGGUAAGUUGACUGAUUUGUUUGAAGCAUGUCUUUAUAUAUAAGUGGGUACAUACAGUCAGGUCUUUCAACUUUGGAGACAUGAAAUGUGUGGUUAAAUUGAAAUUGUCCAGGCUUGAAUUGGCCUUAGCAGAAACUCAUUAAUAUAAGUCAUUGCUUUAGCUGACUUGUUGACAUCUGAGUUUUAAAAAAAUCUGACAUGUUGCCGUUUCUGAUGAAAUAAAUUAAGUUUGCACUGCGGUAUGUACUAUGCACACUAUAGUGCUGAAAAAAAUCAGUAACUGUCAAUCAUUAACAAGGCAAAUUAAAGAUUCAUUCGACCCUGAUAACUUGAACUCGCGCUAGCUCGAACUGUUUUUUAUUGUUUCUCUUUGGAAUUCAAGGUUAAUAUACCGGGGUUCUACUGUAGUUUUAUACAAACACAAUUCAUUAAAAAAAAAAUCUAUCCUUGAUGUAAAGACAGAUUUCGAGCCAAUGAAAACCUUCCAGUACGUACAUGUACAUUUCACCUCUUGUCAUUUAAAGUAUAGUGGAACUGCAUGCUGUAAACACAAUGACAUCCAUUUCCAAAAUAAUAAUUUAUCACAUAUAUUUAUUAACUGGGCUGCCUGUGGCACAGGCCGGUUUAUAAAAUGAGUUCCUUUUUUUUGUUGGAGGGGUUUUUCUGGGAAGUCUUAGUGGGGGGUGUGCCGUCCGGCUCUCCUAAUCUUUACACUAUCUCAGAGAAAUAUCUAUAAGGUUAAUGUAAGGAGUACACCCCCCGGAUUUAUGUCAUCAAAAUGACCACUAUCAAUAUUAUUAACUUAGUAACAAUAAAGCAAUUUGUUAAGUGGAGGCAUUCGUUAAAUGAAAAUAUGUUUGAAGCUAGCCUACUGGGCCUUUUCAUCGUCUCCUUCAAAAGAUGCUAUGAUGAGUACCUUUUGUGGUUUUUCUUCACUAUUUGUUGAGGUAUGAGUUUUUCCCCAUCCAAAAGGUGAUUGCAAAUCUCUGUGUUUAUGUGUGGCUAGAGUGUGUGUGUGUUUGUGUACAUCUAUUGAAGAAAGACUUCUGUCAAGCUAUCAUUGGCACUUUUUAUCAGUGCCAUUUUCAAAAGAUGGUAGGAUGGGUUGCUUUUAAGUUUUCUUUUCUCUUCAUGUUGAAGUUUAAAUCGUUUAAAUGUGACAUUAAAUGCUUGCUUUGCAUGUGAAAAGUCAUUCCUUACAGGAAAGGAAUGUCGUGGGGAAUGUGCUCAUUGUAGAACACCACGCCGAAAAAAAAUAUAAAUAUAUAUCUGUCUGGAUUUGCAAAAACAUGGCUACAGAAAUCUCUCUUAUAUACCCUCUGACUGAGUCUUGUAGUGGAGCAUGGUUUUUUUUUUUUUUUCUUAGUUACUUUUUAUCUAUUUAAUCGGUACCGGAUAGGCCACAAUAGGUUUCUCGCUCGCUAUUAACCUAUUACCCCCCCAAAAUGUUUUUCAUAACUUCCCAUAAUUCUCUCUGUAUGUCAGUUUGAAAUCAGCGUGCGUAUUAGACUAAACUUGGCUCUCAUAGUGGGUUGUCUUAGAGUCUUUUUGGCUGCCUUGAGCAAAGUUUUCCGGAAGGCAUCAUUAAGCCUUAUAAAGGAACAACUCUCACGUCUGGCAAAGUCUGCUGCGUCCAAUAUCUACUGGUAUUUCGUCUCAUUUCGGGCUACACGGGUGAUAGACUGAUCCCGGGCUUGAGAUGGAAAGAUCUAGAUUGGAUAUUGCCAGCUUUGUUGUUGGCAGUAACAAGUCUUUGGCCUCACAAAGUAGGUUCCUAAGGGUUGAAAUCUAUUAGGCAAGAUGGAAAUUCAUGCUGAUUUCCGACCAGGCCAAAGACUUAGUAAAAAAUUGUUUGGAAGGCGGGGGCUGUAUGUCUCCUUUUCAACCACUGGUUUACAUCUGGGAUCUUGAAUAAAUCGAUUGUCAGUGAGUUGAGAAAAGUUGGGCGUAUGGAAAAGCCAGAAUCCAGAGCCAGAAAUGGAAAUGGAACUGGAACCCAAACUCGAACCCGAACCUAAGAAAUAAAACUUGGAGACGUUUCUGUCUUAAGAGUGUCACUAACAAUUAUUGCUCGAUCAAGACUUUUCAUCCCCACAUUAUAUUUAUUUAUUGUUAUUAUAUUUUUUACUGUCGCAUUUUUUGCGUGCGGCGCAAAAUUUUUCUUCGAGAAUUUCAUAUACGCGUGAGCGUUGCAACUUGGGAUCAUGAUUGACAUGAGUACUCCUCCUCCCUUUGCCGCCUUUUCCUCACAAUGGAUGAAACACGGAGCCCUUUUAAGAAAUGAGUAACUUAGGCUCAAGAGAAGGAAAUGAAUAACACAGCGGUCUUAAACAUCACAUACUAAUAAUGGCUGUUUUUCGCAGUCAAUAGGCUUCUGAUUAGUUGUAGUCUCGAUCUGCCGAAAAUUGCUCGACCUACAGCUGCAGUCACAGUUUAUGACUGCUAGGAAUAACAGUAGGAUGCAGUUACCUUUUUUUUUGCAAGUCACUUUCCCAGUGUGAGUAUACCUUUGGUAUCACGAUCACUGUGCUGAAAAUUUCUCAAAACAGUGAUAACAGAAGACACCAUCUUGAAUUUUAUUCCCACACGGGUAUCGGGAACUGAUUUCAGUGCUUCCCAGUUUAAGUUCCGGUUCUGGUUCCGGUUCCGGAUUCCGGAUUCCGGCUUUUCCAUACGCCCAGAAAAGUUCCAUGUGACGAUUUAUGUGGAGAAAGCGAGAGUUUUAUGGAGUAAUUUGACGAUGUUUCGCCCGUGUCAAGUGUGGAGAUAUUAUGAGUGGUUUUGGGAGGUGUUGUGAUUGCCGCGAAAGUCAUUUACUGUGUGAUUUACCGAAAGUGUUGACAGACAAUAAAUCUCAGGUAUGUGCGGUUGAGCUCGUGUUACUAGAAUACUUUGUGUCAAUCAUAAAAACGUUUCGUGAGUGUUUAGUUCAGGUGAUUGUGUCUUAGAAAGCCUAUUCUGUGCUCAAAGAUUGUGGAUUCUUAAUCUGUUUUCGACCGACACUGAACUGUGGGCCUCACGGUUUGACUGACUAAAAGACUACAAUUUUUGGACGUUUCAAAUGUUGUUUAUUUCAUUGCAAAAUCCUAUUACUUCUGCGAGAGAACUUUACCGUUUAUUGCCAGCAAUAAUGCUGUCAUUGUUUAGCUUCAGCUAGUGACUUUUAACUGCUUCCCAUUCCACUUAGAUGUCAAAUAGUUAAAAUGCACUUGAAAUUUCUUUAGCCACAUUUUAACAAAUCCAGACAGAUAUAUAUACCUGUCUGGAUUUGAUAAAAGGUACCUCCAGAAAUUUUUAGCAACAGUCUCAUUUGAGGCUUGUUCAGUACUUGACCAUUCUUGUUUUGUUUUUGUUUUUUUUAAUGAUCUUUUCGGUUCAAAAAUCCCCUUAAAAGCUGCAGUAGAUCAAAAAACAUGUGUUUAAUGUGCUGUUUACAUCUCCCCCACCCCCCCUCGCAGUGUUACGGUAUUUUGUCUCAUUUUGGCUAAACGGGUGAAACACUGAUCUCGGGCUUGAGACACAAAGGCAUCAUGUUGCGAGCUUUGAUGUGGGCGGUGACAAGUCUCUGGCCUCCAAAAGUACCAGGCCAGAGACUUAGUAAAAAAUUGUUUUGAAGGCUGCCGUCCAUGUGUCCCUUUCAAAAUGGCUCGGCUACAUCAAGGAUCUUGAAUAAAUCGACUGUGUCGACUGAUGAUUUAUGUGGAGAGAGCAAGAGUUAUUGAGAGAGAGUAAUGUGAUGAUUUUUCACCCGUAUUAGUGUGCAAACAUUGUGUCUGGUUGGCUGUGGAUAGUUUUAUCAGUGCCACGAACGUGGUUAAUUGUGUGAUUUCCUGAAGUUGUUGACAGACAGAUUUCAGGUAUGUCGUGGCGCUCGUGUUAUAAGAAUAUUCUGUACAAGCAUGAAAACGCUCUAGUGAUUUUGUCUUAGACAACCGAUUGUGGGAUCAAGAAAGGUGGAUUCUAGGUCUGUUUUAGUUGGGCAUCUCGCUAUGUCAGCCUCAUAGUUUAACAGACUGAAAGGUCAUUAUUUCUGUGCUUUUAAAUGUUGUUCAUUUCGUUACAAAUCUGUCGCUUUUGCCAAGUACAGCAACUUUUCGUGUGUUGCCAGUGGUUAAUUCAUCUGUUUUAAGCCCUAACUAGUGACUUUCAACUGCUUUUUAUUGACCUCAAGGGUCAAAUUGUUAAAACGCACUUGAAAUUUCUGGAGGUACCUUUUAUCAAAUCCAGACAGAUAUAUAUUCACUAAGACAGUUAGAAAGGCUUAAUGACACAAUAUCAGACAAAAACAAAACUUAAAUUUAAUUUUCUUUGUUGGUUUUAAGAACCAAAAUUGAGAAAUGUACUGCUUGUUAUUGACAGCUUUUUAUGACCCGUAGAACAACAAUAAUUUUUGGAAUUUCCGGUUAGGUCAAAUUAGUCACGCUAUAUUUUGAGGAGCAGAGGGAUUGGGGGAGGGGUGCGUGAAAAUAAUGCUUAUUGUUUCCUGCUUAGAAUGGCUCACUUGCUUAUUUUUAUUCAUGGUGGAAUUUGAAAAGGUACCAUACAGCCCCGACUUAAAAAUGGUACUCGUUUUUCCUGUUACGAAAGUCUUCCAAAAGGGUGCAAUGUUCAAAUGAGUAAAUGUUCAACUCUCACAUAUGUGUGUCAUGCAAUGGUCAGUGACAAGCGUGGUGGCCUGAGAGUGAGUGUGUGCAGCCACCCUCUCCCCUAGGAAAAUUGGCAGCCCAGUUAAAAUCACCUUUUGGUGAUUCUUGUUUACCAACACCUUAAAGGAAAAAAGAAAUUGGAACCAUUUUGUGCCUGAAAUCUGUAAUUUAUUACCUUUUAAUACCUGGAAUGUGCAGUCCACUUUUUUGAGAUAUGGCAGUGGAAAUAAUUUUGAAUAAUUUAAACCCUCAGGUGCUAGACACUUCAUGCGUGGUUUCCGAUUUUGGUCAAGUAAGCAUCCUGAGUGUUGCACAUGAGAAAAAAACCUCUGGUACCCAGGGUAGUGGCCAUAAUUCACUGGCUAUUAUUUGUGGUUUAUGGUCAUUUCGCCAAUGCAUCGUUCUGCUAACGUGUUAGAUCAGCAGUUUGCAAUAAUAUUAUUAUUGCCAACGUAUAAUAAAGCCAUGCGCGAAAGCUCUAAGGCAGAUUGAAUCUCGAAGUGAUGUAACAUGAGGUUUAGUGUAAUAAGGUAACUUUUAUGACAUAUUGCAGAACAGAGAAUAUAAGAAAAAUAUGCUAUGUAAAGUCAGUAUUUCAAAUUCUUUAUGCACUCGAACAGUUGAGUUCACCAUUUUCAAGGUAAUUUUUGGUCAUGCAAUCCAGUUGACUUCAAAGUAUUUUACCCAUUAUACACUGCCUGCUUAUGUUGCUGAGAAAAAAUAAUAAAUUAUGCUGCAAAAUUUAUUGUGUCCUUUGAAGUAAAAUAAUUCAGAAGGCUUCUUUGGCGCACCAUUAAUCUUUUUUUUUUUUUUUUGGCUGAAAAGUAGACUUCCUACACUUUAAAAAGAGACCAAAAUUAAUAUAAAUCUUUGGGUUGAAUAUUUGCAGACUUAUGAUUUUUUGAGGAUUCUAAGUUUGCUCAUAAUACCACUAAAUUGUACGCAAAAUGACCUGUGUGCAACUUCGGACAAAAACACAAACUUCAAUAUCUUGAAAAAUAUGCUAUGUUAAGUCAGGAUUUCAAAUUCUUUAUGCAGUAGAACAGUUUAGUUCACUAUUUUCAAGGUAAUUUUUGCUUAUGCAAUCAAAUUGAGUUCAAACUAUUUUUCACGAAGACACUGGCUGUUUAUGCCACAAGGAAAAAAUUAUAAUGCUGGAAAAAUUACUGUGAAUUUGAAGACAAAUAAUUCGGAAGGCUUCAUCGGUGCACCAUAAAUCUUUUUUUUUUUACCCUGAAAAGUAGACUUCCUAAACUGUAAAAAGAGACCAAAUAUAAAUCUGUACAUUGAAUAUUGGCGGACUUAUGAUUUUUCGAGGAUAGUUCACUUACAAAACAACUAAAUUUUAUGCAAAAUGAUCUGUGCACAACUUUGGACAAAACACGAAUUUCAAUAUCUCGAAAAAUAUGCUAUGUAAAGUUGGGAUUUCAAAUUCUUUAUGCAGUAGAACAGUUUAGUUCACUAUUUUUCGUAAAUUACGGUACUUCAUGACAUUUCUAAACAAAUUGAACAGUGCACGCGUAUAGGUAUAAAAAUAUUUGCUCGUUGCCACUUAGCAAUAGCUAUAACUAGUAAGUAAGUAACUAACUAGAGAAGGUUAUAGGUGUAACUCCUGUUGGGACUACUCAUGAUCAGUUCUGUGAUCAGUGAGUCACUGACUAAAUAAACAUCUUAUGUGUUAUGUUAAAGUCAUUUUGCUAAUGUGAUGUAAGCGUUGCUAACUCAGUUUGAGGACUAAGAACCAAAUUAUUUUACCCUGUGAAGUAAUUUAAGCUUCUUGCAAUUUUGUUGGUAUGUGAAUAAACCUGCCAAGGUUCAAGUUUCCUGCCAAGUUGCUUCUCCAACAACAACAACAACAACAUUUAUUUAAACACGAUAAAAUUACAGCGGAGCUGAUUUGGUCGUGUAUUUAUAAGUUAAACACAGUUUGCAAAUGAAUAAAAAGCUUAAAAACUAAUUAAAAUUUAGAAAAAGAUCUAACCUAUUUGAAAAAAUAAGCUAUUCACAUGAAGUUCUGCGUUUAAGAGAGUUUUUAAGUAAGCUUUUGCUUGAGAUUGCACGCAUAUGAUUGUCAAGAGAAUUCCAUAGAGGUAUGGCUUUGUAACAAGUGGACUUGCGAAGAACUUCACUGUUUGGUUUUGGUAACAAAAAGGUCAAUUUCCUUCGCAAGUUAUAGUUGCACUCUUAUUUCGUAAAAACACAUGCUUCAUUUUUGGAAUUUGUUUGUAGGUUUUUCAAAUAAGGGGUUUUUUAAGCCUGUUUAAUUUGUGACCCUUUAGCAGUUCUAAUACCUUAUAAGAGAAGCGAUGAGAAUCCCGAGAACAAAAAACUCAGAAGCUACUUUCCAGGAAACUAUUUACUCUUCAAAUAAACCCUUCCUGGACAGAGGCUACUCAUGCAAUGUGAUUGAAAAACUCCUGUCAGAAAUGAGAUUACCAGGAAAGGCCAACCGACUCCAUGAAUUUUGACAAGUAGGAUGUCAGAUUAAUAAAAUUACAACUUGGAUGUCAAAUUUUUAAAGACUUAAAUGUCAGAUUUUCAACAACUCGGAUUGUACUUGCAAGCUUCCAUAGAUUUGGGCUUAAAUAAAGGUGUUAACAUUGCAGGAGAGCUUUGCUUGAGGUGGAAAGAGACAGAAAGUGCAUGAGACAUACAUACAUACAUGUAGUCAGAGAAAGCAAAAUAAAUGUUAUUCAUUUCAAACAUAAAAAGGUUGUGAUUUUGGGUGUGGCACGUUUAAAUAAAAUCUGUAAGUUUCCCUGGAAAACCCUCUCAAUUUUCACAGAAUGAUGUCAUGUUCCCUGAAAAAUAAUAUUGACCUAAUUAAGUACAAAAAUGACUGCCAUUGUCUCCCACUGUCUGAUCAAGUUUCCUAUAUAUUAAUUAUAAUGCUGAUAAAGACAGUUCUGCAAUUUAAUUGAAUAACGAGAUUCUCUGAGAUGUUUUACAGUUCGUGGUUUAUAUUAGCCUGAUGACUGAUUUAAGUUAAAGUUUUGUAUGGAAAAUGUCAGCUUACCUAGUCUUGUUUUCAUGUGUUUGGUAGCAUAAAUGCUCCUUUAACUGUGAGUUCAACCGCUUACACUUGACCUUUUUUAUCUUUUACUUCUGUUGCCAAAGAAAUGUCUAAGACCAGAACAACAAAGGCAGCUGUAUUUGAUGUGUUGGGUCUGUAAGCUCCACACAGUUUUUUUUACAUUACUGGUACAAUGACCAAUGUUGUAGUAAACAGGACUGUCUUAAAGCUCAUGUACCCUUUGUUUUGUUGUUCUACAGGAGUAUUUACAGCAGCAUUUGAUUGUCAAAUUGAGUGGUUAAUUGUGAAAGGAAUAGCUGAUUUUGCAGACGAGUUAGCUUCAGAGAGUUGGCUUACCUUUGCCAGUGUGAUGGCAGCAUCUCUUGUGGCACACAUUUUGAAUGAUUCCUGUGUUUUUCGUUCAUGGCCUCAUUAUCAAGGUAAUCAUUUUAUAAAGUGCUGCCACUUCUUGGCAUGUGAUUUGUUAAAUCCUUUGGUGGGUUUCUUCCUUGGUUCACCCAGAAGUAUUAAGAUACACUGUAUUUGCACUGUGGAUAAGUGCCUCCAUUUAAGGUGCCUCUUCAGGUGUCCAAUACUUACCUCUUGUUCAAGUCAUGAAAGUUAAGGUUCAAGUGGUGCAAGUCGUGUAAGUGACAUGAAUUCUAAAACAAUGUCUACCAUUUUUGUGAUCAGUUGAAGUGGUGAAUGUGAUAUGUUUCCUUAAAAUAACAUGAAGCACUAGGAGUAUGACUUAAAGUGCACACUUAGAAUUAGAAUGGCAAGUGGUAGGGAGGAGGGGGCUUUUCAAGUUGUGUAACUCAUAGGAGUGUACUAUGAGUUGUAAAACAGUGUAUGCCAUAAUCCCCAUUUGUGCCUUUAGUUCAAAUGGUGAAUGGAUAUUAUGUUACAGUGAAAUAAUAUGAAGGAUGCCUUAGUCAAAUUGAAUAUCAUGAGGGACACAGAAUUUAACUGACAAGUUAUAAAGAGGGGUACUUUUCAGGUGGUACGACUCAUACAAGUCGUGCAACUGUUGACAGAAUGACAUGUUGAAAGAAUGACAUGCAAGUUAACUAGCGCAUACUUCAUAGUAUUUCAUUGAAACAUAUCCAUUCACACUUGAACUAAUUGCACAAAUGGUAGAAACUGUUUUUACAACUCGUACCACUCAUACAAGUUGCACCACUUGAAUCUACUGUUCUUAAUACUAGAGCAAGUGGUGGGUACUGGACAAUCUACUAUCGGUCACAUCAUUAAGUGUCUAUGUUUUUAGCUAUAAGCUAAUGGGGGACACAUAAUUCAUAAUUCUGCAUAAUUCUUCAUAUCAUGUGAAAGCUGAAUCCAAUAAUUGUUUAAUAAUUCAUUCAUAAUAUUUCCAAGUUUAAAACUUGCUUACCUCUGUGUCAAUCAAAACAUUUACUACUGCAGUAGACCUUGUCACGGUUUUAUCAACGCCAUUUCAAUGACAAGUAGGCAAGGAAAUUUUAGCGCGGUUACCAAGCUCUACAGACCAUACAAAUCUCUUGAAAUUUCGGUAACGCGCUCCAUUUUGCUAGGACUUCUCAACUUUUCCUUUGACUUCGUCGCACUUGGGAGAUUUUAGCUUUACGAAAUAUUGAAGGUAAGUAGAGUUUCUAGCUGUGUGGUAAAAAUUUUCCCAAUCCUUCAUUAAAUGAGUCAGUUUUAGCACAAAUAGCUCGUGGAACGUACGAUGCGUGCAAAACAAAACAAAGUUAGCAUAAUGUGAGCAAUGGUUGUUGAAUUGGCCUAAAAAAGCGUCUGACCAUCGUGUCGUGUUUUGGUUAUAUUUCAGUGAAAUUCAUACUGACCAGAUAACCGAAGGAAUGUACGAAAAAAAUUCGUUACUCAAAUCGAUAGAAUGCUGCACAGUACGAACAACAGCCUCCCCCGUGCACACGUUCUUUUGGCUCGUCACAAAAUCCUCCCCAUUGGAGGGGCAGGAACGCGUGACGAACCCCUAAGAACGUCUGCGUGAACCUUCCUCAGAAUGGCGGGAGCAAGCUGAUACUUUCCUGUCUUUCCUAGUAUAUAGUUCCUUCCUUGCGUUAACGUGUCCUAAAGAUUGGCUGGUUGAACGCCAGAGGUUUCUCCUUAAUUUUGAAAAGUAUCGUAGAAGUUGAGCGACCUAUUCUCGGACAGGUAGUCCCUAUUCUCGGACGCUCGUUCAUAGAUGAUUAAUCCUGUUCAUCAUGUUGAUAUACGUCGUGUUGAUGAAAAACGAAGUAAUAUUACUGCGCUUUUCACAAACAUGCGAACUCUCAAGUUCUAAAGCCGCCUUCGCAAUUGCGUUUUUCGCUACCGUCAAUCAUAAUUACGAUCACAAGGAACGAACCUUGAAACACAAAAACACACUAAACGGAUCGAAAUCCACCAAUCACAAAUCACAAACCUUGACCUUUUGAACCCGUUAAAGUAAAGUUUUGUUUCCUAAGAGGUCCGUUAAGAUGAUUGACGGCAGCGAAAAACGCAAUCGUCAGUUGGCUUUUGAACUUCAGAAUUCGCAUGUUUGUGAAAAGCGCAGUAAAAGUGAACAAUCCCUUUUCCCAACUUAAAAACCAUUUUAAAGUCAGUUUUAGUGAAUCCAUCCUCGAGUUUUCGUCUCAGACUUAGCGCGCUUAUUUUAAAAACAAACAAGCGUUUUGGAAAUGGCAUACUGCUAUUUCUAGAAAGGUUGUCGGAAAAAUGCACGCGACAAUCCCGAAAGGUAUUGUGAGUGGUUUUGAGUUCACUGUUGUUCAAAGAAAUUUAAAAGAAUGGCACAAGAGGCCACGGACGUAUGUUUGUGAGUGUCAAAGGAAAGCAACAAAGAAGAUUCGACAGCUUCAGUGUCAAGAACAGCGUCUUGAUCAUAUCCCGUAUUACCUUUCGGGAUUGUCGCGUGCACAUCUUCCCGACAACCUUUCUCGAAAUAGCUGUAUGUUAGUUAAUCCCGACGGCUCGCUGUCAAACCAGGUAAGUUUCAGCUAGGAGCAGCUGGGAAAAGUAAUUUCCUUCGUUCUUCUUAAAUUAUGAAACUGUUGCUGUUCAUUAUACCAGAUUUUCUGCCGUAAGUAAUUUUCAUGUCCAGAGAUCUUGACUCAAUCAACUAUUAUUAUCUUUUUCUAGAAGUGGUUUAGGAAUUUGGAACAAAAUUCCUCUUACGUUACGUGAACAGCGCAAAGACCCUUACAAGCGUAAAUUACAUAAAUUACUGAUCAAGGUUUUGCAGACUAAGAAGAUGUAUGUUGAUAUGAAUACCAUUACCAGUUCCUACCUGAACUCCUUAUUCAGUUAGUGUUCUCCUUCCUUAUAUCCAUAGUUUUAUUUAGUAUCGUACUUGUUAUAAUUUUACUGUUUACUGCUAUUAUUUCCAAUUGUGCUACCUUUUAUUUAUUUAUUUAUUUCAUUUUAUUUUUCCUUUUUCUUGAUUUACUUUCUUUUUUCCCGACUUUUGAACCUUGAACUUUGCACUUAUUUAUAGGAGACAAUUAUAGUAUUGUUGCCCACUUAGAAUAGCUCCGCUAAUUGUGGGUAACAUGGUCCUAAAUUAUUUGUAAAUUGAAUAUUAAACUAAUAAGUGUUUCUUUGGCAGGACCGCAACCGCAGAAGUCAAUCACCCACUAUGAUGAAAAUCGCACUAAACCACUAUCUACCGCUCCUUUGAGCCUCGAACACCCGUCAGAACCGCAGCAACAAGAAAAUAAUGACAGUCCAAACAAAAAACAACCAUCAACCGCUUCAUCCAGCAACGCUUCACUUGAUUCGUCAUUCAACCGCACUCAAGCAAAUGAAAAAACAUUAGUAGCUCCUUCCAUUGAACGAAUGAAGAGACAUGUCCGAGAAGUCACUGAACGACCUUACAAAGAUCUUAAAUCACCUUUUGAUGAUCCAGGCGAAGGGAGAGAUCUAAAGCUUGACGAAAUCUUCACCAACUUGAUUGUUUAUGAGGGGAGAGUUGAGUAUGACUUUUCUGGAGACAGAGAGGAACAACUUAAAGAGUACCACAAAGCCAAUGAAAAUUUGCGACCAAUACUACCGGGAGAUAUUUUUGAUGCUAAAAAACGGAAGAUUCUUGUCGUCGGUCGUCCUGGAAUUGGAAAAACCAUGUUUAGCACAAAAAUUCUCCGCGACUGGGCGUCCGAUAAUUUGUUGAACGAAACACAAAAAUCACAAAUAGAUUUCGCUUUUCUCAUUAAGCUGAGGAUGUUUAACUCUACCAACAAAGAACUCAAUCUUCGGGAGCUUCUGAAUCACUCAGAGUAUUCAACAGCUCUUUCUGAAGAUGCCUGGAACUACAUCCGUAACAACCCAGACCGAGUAAUGAUUAUUUUUGAUGGAUUUGAUGAAUAUUCUAGCAAGACUGAAAUCAAUAAAGAUGACGUCCAGCACAGAAACAAUGAAGAAGACAGGAUGCCUGUCCAUUUCCUGCUACAGAAAAUAGUAUCCGGAAAAAUUCUUACCCGUUCGACAGUCUUAAUGACUACAAGACCAAAUGCAGUGUCAUGUGUCAGAAGUCGCGAGUUCGACAAAACUGUUGAAAUUCUGGGAUUUACAACUGAGCAAGUGGAAGAUUAUGUGCAAAAGUUCACAGAAGGCGAUGGCCAAAAGGCAAACACUAUAAAGCAGCACAUCCUCAAUAACUUAAACCUUCUUGCCUUUUGCUACGUUCCCGUGAAUUGUUUCAUCAUUUGUUCCUGCCUGUUUCAACUUCUUUGUAAGUCCGUUAGCCCUGGCCUACUUCCCACAACGCUAACUGAAAUAUACUCCAUCGCUGUCAAGUACUUUUACUUUCGUCACGGCCACUCUAAAGAAGUGAACAACGCUGAAAACAAUUUUCUUGACAAAUUUAAGAAACUGUCUUCCUCUGUGCAACUCGAGUUCACUGGCCUUGGAAGAAUUGCUUUUGAUGGAAUUAACGAAGGAAAACUGAUUUUUGAAUCAGCUGAAGUCAACAACCUAGCGAGUAAUAGCCUGUUUCACCGUUUACCUGACACUAGCGACCAUCCUUUAGCAGAGAGAAGAGAACAAUAUUGUUUUAUGCACCUGACGAUACAGGAGUUCUUAGCGGCGAAGUAUUUGGUGGACACGUACAGUUCCGAAGACCUGCAGAAGUUUGUUUCCGAUCACAUCCAAGAUGGCGCGUGGAAGGUUGUGAUGCAGUUUGUGGCUGGACUGCUGGCUGAAAAAGAAGGACAAUCAACAGAUAUUUUCAGCGACCUUCUUCCCUCAGAAACUUUUACUGAAGAAGUUAAAAUCAAGAUGAAUGAAGAUUCAGAGGAACCAACUGAAACACCCGUGACCUUUUGGCCAGCUGAGGAAGACAGGUUAUUAGUGGUGACGCUAUUCAAUUGCAUGUAUGAGAACAAAGCCUCUGAUCGAGAAGUUCAAAAGAAACUGGCGAAAAUUGGUUGUAAUGCGCUUCAUUUUUGGAAUUGUAACCUGUCACCUCUCGACUGUUUAGCAUUAGUGCAUGCACUUAAAUCUGUUGAAGGAAUUUUGGAUUUUGAUUUAAACUACAACAACCUUCAGUUGCUAGGAUGUAUAGAGAUUGCGAAGUUGUUACCUGGCAACCAACACAAUCAGGGUUUUUGUGAACUAAAAACAUUAAACCUCGGGCUUAACAACAUAACUGAUGAAGGAGUAAAACAUUUAUCCACAGCACUCACAAACACUAACUGCACACUAAACAGCUUAAACCUCAUACGUAACAACAUAACUGAUGAAGGAGUAAAACAUUUAUCCACAGCACUCACACACACUAACUGCACACUAAACAGCUUAAACCUCAUGGGUAACAACAUAACUGAUGAAGGAGUAAAACAUUUAUCCACAGCACUCACAAACACUAACUGCACACUAAACAGCUUAAACCUCUGGAAUAACAACAUAACUGAUAAAGGUAAAAAUCUCGUAAACUCAAUGAACAUAUACUGUACAGUAUAUAUCUAA